GUCGCUCUCAGCUGCCGCGCGGAGGCCACGCCCCUCGCGGAGGUCCUCAAGAGAGGUUUGGCGGCUUUCUGGGCUCGCUUCCCGGAGGAGGUCUUCUCGGCCGUUGCCUUCUUGGUGCGCACGGCCCUGCGCAUCGACGAUGCGGAGGCCUUCGUGGAUUCAGCACCAGGCCUCCGGGAGGAAGCUGACGUCGAGGACCUGGGUUUCGUCGUCCUCUGCCUCCUCGUCUUCUGGCUCGUGGCCAGAGACUCCUCGACCCAGGAUGACACAAUUGAUGCGGCCAGCACGGGCCUCACGCAGCUCACCGGGUUGCCACUGGAG
Symbiodinium necroappetens is the source of this 321-nucleotide messenger RNA. NCBI's taxonomy places the organism in Eukaryota, Dinophyceae, Suessiales, Symbiodiniaceae. The record is from the annotation of a GenBank genome assembly.